Messenger RNA from Boleophthalmus pectinirostris (great blue-spotted mudskipper), 3568 nucleotides. RefSeq names its product APH1B gamma secretase subunit (gene aph1b). Gene Ontology annotation, cellular component: endoplasmic reticulum; gamma-secretase complex; membrane. Bases 210 to 986 code for a protein of 258 amino acids. Gene Ontology annotation, biological process: positive regulation of catalytic activity; Notch receptor processing; Notch signaling pathway. NCBI's taxonomy places the organism in Eukaryota, Metazoa, Chordata, Actinopteri, Gobiiformes, Gobiidae. Gene Ontology annotation, molecular function: protein-macromolecule adaptor activity. The transcript is spliced from 6 exons. The record is from RefSeq and is a predicted model, not a curated record.
GCGUUCAUCACGUGACCGCUGUGAGGAAGCGCCGCGGCGUCACAACAACAAAAAGCCGCAGUUUUUUUUACCUCAAAUCACGCGCUUUUCCCCCCGCACAGAGGCACCCGCGGCCCGCAGCCUCUCCCGGAGCCUCCCCCUCGCAGCCCCGCAGCCCCGGAGCCUUUACCCCGCCGUGAGAGCAGUGUUUUUGGGGGACGUUGUGGAGGAUGACUGCGGCGGUGUUCUUCGGCUGUACGUUCAUCGCGUUCGGCCCCGCGAUCGCCCUGUUCGUGUUCACCGUGUCCCGGGAGCCGCUCCGGGUCAUCUUUCUGAUCGCAGGAGCGUUCUUCUGGCUGGUGUCUCUGCUGCUCUCGUCUUUGGUCUGGUUCAUCUCGGUUCAGAUCAGUGAUAAAAACAGUCUGUCGCAGCAGAAGGGGCUGCUCAUCUUCGGGGUGGUGCUGUCGGUGCUGCUCCAGGAAACCUUCAGAUUCGCCUACUACAAACUGCUCAAAAAAGCCAAUGAGGGUCUCCUGACUCUGAGUCAAGAGGAGACGAUGCCCAUCUCCAUCAAACAACUCGCCUACGUCUCGGGCCUCGGUUUCGGUUUCAUGAGCGGCGCGUUUUCGGUGGUGAAUAUUCUGGCCGAUUCGGCGGGUCCCGGGACGGUCGGAAUCCACGGAGACUCCCAGCACUACUUCCUCUCCUCAGCGUUCAUGACGAUGGCGAUCAUUCUUCUUCACAUGUUUUGGGGCGUGGUGUUUUUCGACGGCUGUGAGAAGCAGCGGUGGUGGGCCGUCGCCGCCGUGAUCGUCAGCCACCUCACCGUCUCCUGUUUGACAUUCCAGAACCCGGAGUACGUGGCCAGCCUGGUGCCCACGUACGUCAUGUUGUUCCUGAUGGGAGUUUGGGCCUUUUACUGCGCCGGCGGAUCUCUCCGGAACCUCAAACUCUGCAUCACCUGCACGGACAAGGACUUUCUGCUCGCCAACCACCGCGCGAGAUAACUCCAAACCGCACGAAAAAAAAAAAAAACACAAAAACCCCACGAGAAACAUGCAUUAAACCCAUUUAUAAAGCGACACGUUCACAGCGUUUUAGAAUCUGAUGAUGUCGUGAUUUCAGAUGGAGGGGGAGAGCUUCUAUAACAUAAAGCUGCACUGUGUAACUUUUUGUUUGAGGGUCCAUGACUUGCUUGUUUCCAUGGAUACAUCAUCGCUCUGCCUGGAAUGUUCCAAGGUUUACAUUUAUUCAAUCGCAGUUGGCUUUAAAGCUCAAAAAUACUUCGAAAAACAGGCAUUCUGACUGUGAACGGCGUCGCCUCUCCACAGAUCUGACCCGUAACUUUGUCCGGUUUGGUCUCCAGUAAUGCCACACUGUGAAACAUUCCAGACAAAGCAGUAACAUCUCCACGGAGAAAAGCGUUUGACGGAGCCUCCACCAGAAAAGUUACACAGUGCACUUUUAACAGGUCAUUUACAGAGUUGAAAGAAAAAAAACGCAUAUACAGGGUGUCCCAAAAAAUUUGGCGUCAUUUUAAAAGCAAUUACCGUAUAGGCGAGUUUCAUUGUUGACAAAAGCGCGCGUUGCAUGCUGGGAAUUAUUUUGGUCGGCGGCAAGAAACACUAAUUCAACAUGACGGACGGAGCGAGAAAGCACGUAAAGGGUAUUGAUCCCGGUUAUUUCUCCACUCUAACGGCAGAGGACCCAAGACCAUUUGACCAGAAAUUGGUCAUAAGCAUCGACGGACGACAAAUCACCCUUUUCAACCCCGACAGAGCCUGGACCAAACCAAAUUUCUAGUCAGAAUCUCCAACUACCUGGACAAAUAUUCACUUCGGUGAUAUCCACAAUGACUUGGUGGAAACUCCUGGGCCAUUCACAGCAGAAAAGAUGAAAACCUCCAAGAAUCUCGAUGUGUUGUUGAACUUUUUGGAGUCCACGGUUUGUUAGGAUCUUCUACGUUUGCUCUGCGGAUGUUUGAAAGCCGUUUAAUUCACCGUUAGCGGUUCUUUUCACUCAGAAUACGAAAAAGACAUUUUCCUUCUUCCGUGCUUCUAUUUGUGCAUCCGAUAAUGCAGCAGGAAUUUACCGUUAUCGGGGAUAAAUACGCGAGGUUACGCACUGUGUUUGACGCUACCGUGUUUCUUGCCUCUGACCAAAAUAUUUCCCAGCAUGCAACGCCGGCUUUUAAACUAUUUUUCGGAUUAUAAGGUGCAAUAUCAAUAAUGCUAAAUUCUCUCGUCUAUUUUCAUACAUAAGGCAACACCGGAUUAUAAGGAGCAUUAAGCAAAACAAAUGGACGGCACUUGAGACUGAAUGUCGGUGGAUCAUUUAAAUUUGUUUUUUUAUUUUCUAUGAGGACGACUCAAAUAUACAUUGAGUAAUAACAUGUUUAAUGCAGAUUUUACAUAUUUGUUUACAUUUUACAGAAACUAAACUUAAAACCACAUGACUCAUUUGCAUAAACUAUAAGCGCUGAAAAAAACUGCUUGCUCCUUGUGCGCUGAUGCGGUUCAGCUUCUGUCGGACUAUUAUUGUUACAUCCCUAAUCGUGAGCUUUUCCACGAUAUCACAAUAAAUAUCGUACCGUGAGUUUCAUACCGUGACGAUAUCGUAUCGUGAGACUUGGACAUCGUUACACCCCCUAGUUUUUGUACAUUCUGUGAGAAUUUGAGCUUAUUUCAACAAGAAUUGCCAAAUUUAUGUCAGAUUUUUUGGGACACCCUGCAUAUUAGAGCUGUCAAAAAUGUAAAAAAAAAAACCUGAAACUAAUCGAUACUGAAACUAAUAUCGAAACGAGAUAUGAAUUUUUCGCAGGUUUCGAUAGAGAACGUACAAUUUUAAUGUUGAAAGUCAUGUUCUAUUAAUUCUAUUUAAUGUUGAAAAUCAUGUGCUAUUAUAAAUAAAGAGGGUUUCUUUUCAUUCUUGCGGUAUCAGAAUCGGUAUUGAGUCGAUUCCUUGGUAUCGAAAUCAAGAUUGAAAUGAUAGCAUCGUGAAAACACUCAUUUAAGUUUGUAAAUUUCUUUCAAACAUUGUUAAAAUCUCUCAAAAAUCUCCCUUAGACUUAAACCGACUUCUGCCCUCCAUCUGAAAACGAUGACAUCAGAUUCUCCAAAGUGAACUUAAACGUACAAACGGACCAAAAAUUGCCUCCUUUUUAAAAUAAAACCCAACUGCUUUCCUUCAAAUCUGCCUUUUAACAUUUCAGUUUGCUAAUUUAUCUCAACAAUGGUACAGAAAUCUUGAAUGUUAUCAAAAAUCCUCCACCGGACGUCACCUACGGGCUUCAGCGGAGACCUGGAGUCAAACCCACAACCUCCUUCUCGAGAGGAGGAGUCAGGCUAACCACUCUGCCACUGUGCACCGUGCAUUUCUCUCUGUUAAGAUGAAUUGUUUUAGAUUUAACUGUACAAUGUUUCAUUUGGUAUUCGGGAGUGGGGUUGGGGUUUGAAGCAGAUUUUGUUUUUGUUUUUUUGACAAUACAUUUCUGUGAAUCUGUUGUAAAUAGAAGUGAUUUUGCUGUUCAAUUCUCCCUCAUUUGUAUCUCAUUAGGAUUAAUUAAAUUUGUCUAAAAACUGACUGAAAA